Colletotrichum lupini is the source of this 288-nucleotide messenger RNA. RefSeq names its product para-nitrobenzyl esterase. The transcript is spliced from 2 exons. The coding region runs from base 1 to 288 and encodes 95 amino acids. The record is from RefSeq and is a predicted model, not a curated record. NCBI's taxonomy places the organism in Eukaryota, Fungi, Ascomycota, Sordariomycetes, Glomerellales, Glomerellaceae.
AUGUCUUUGGCUUCCCUACUUCACCUGAGAUCCCACUGCUGGAACCAAAACCUGGGUUUACACGACCAGCGUCUCGCUCUCACUUGGUUACAAGAAAUCAUCGCCUCCUUUGACGGCGACCCGUCCAAGGUUACAAUCUGGGGCCAGUCCGCAGGCUCCUUUUCGGUGGACCACCACCUCAAAGCCUACGCCAACGACACGCUGGUCCCAUUUCGAGCUGAAAUCAUAUCCAGCGGCCAGAUGAGUUUCGGAGAUCUCGCCCAUCCACCGCCCGGAACCGAUGCCUAG